Molecule: messenger RNA, 866 nt
Organism: Truncatella angustata
Lineage: Eukaryota; Fungi; Ascomycota; Sordariomycetes; Amphisphaeriales; Sporocadaceae
Product: RNA polymerase III subunit Rpc25-domain-containing protein
Exons: 5
Coding region: 118-699 (193 amino acids)
Biological process (GO): transcription initiation at RNA polymerase III promoter; DNA-templated transcription
Cellular component (GO): RNA polymerase III complex
Source: RefSeq, a predicted model, not a curated record
CAGCGGAAAACCAUCUCCCUGCAAGUGCCCCGCAUUAAAGUUCAACAUCGCAUCGCAAAAAGUGACUGGCUGGAUGCAACUGCUUCAUACGAGCGUCGACACAGCUUAUGAGAUAUCAUGUUCAUUUUGACAAAAAUUGCCGAUCUGGUGCAGAUUGCACCUGCACAAUUUGAGAAGCACAGCAGGGUUGCCAUAGAGAACAAUAUCAACGCGAAGUAUGCAAAUCGAGUCAUCCAGAAGAUCGGCCUUUGCGUCUGCAUGUACGACCUGCUCUGGGCUUCUGAGGGUCUGAUCGGUCAUGGCACUGGACUUGUCAAUGUGAACGUCGAGUUUCGACUCAUUGUCUUUCGCCCGUUCAAGGGCGAGACGCUGCUCGGCAAAAUAAGCAGUGCAAGUCCAGAAGGUCUGAAUAUCCGAACCGAUUUCUUUGAAGAGAUAUUCGUCCCUUACAAAGAAUUGCCAGACGGCUCUGAAUUUGAUCACAAUGAGCAAUCCUGGGUCUGGGUCGUUGAAGAAAACCGCAUGUACUACGACAAGAACGAGAUGGUCAGGCUACAGGUGAUUGACGAGGAAUGGCAUGACCAAAUCCCCGAAAGCACGUCCGAAGAGGCAGUUGAAAAGGCCAAGAAGAUCUCGCCAUACAGCAUUCGGGGCAGCAUGAUGAAGGAAGGCCUCGGUGUCUGCUUGUGGUGGGAGUGAGGAGUUUCGACACUGGUGGGAAAACCGCAAUGCAUUUGGGUCGGCGUUUCUGGUAAUGUUGCUUGCAUCAUAGGGAUGGGCAUUGACGGUGCUACGCUUGCAUUCUAUUUAGACUUGAUACCCUGGAGCAAUCUUUCCUCAACCCCAUCUAGAACCGAGUAAUGGUC